AUGACCACCCCGUCGCGCAACGGGAACCUUGCCUCGCCCGACACAACGCCUUGCACAUCGCAGGCCCCCGUCGUCACCCCGCGCAAAAGACGUCUACAGCGCAUCUACCGACCGGCCAAGAACUCGCUAUACGAUAUUUUCCAGCAACACGCAGGCACAACGCUUUUUGUGCGACCCAUCUGCUGGACAGAUCUACAUGCUCAACUUCUUGGCGCGCGAUGGGAAGAACAACCACCAUGCGAUACCCCUCAGCCCAUCGCGGCUCCAGGCACGCCACCAUCGCGAGGUCAUCUUAGCCCUUCGGACACCAUCAUCACUCUUAGCAACUCGCUCACGCAAAUACUCCUGCCUGACUCGAUGCAUCCUAUCCACUCUUCCAAUGCUGUCAAAACGGUUUUGAUGACUCUAUGGCCUAACGCUUUCAGUAAGCCGAACUAUCUACCGGAACUUCAUCUAUACUUUGGUGGUCGCGUUUAUCGUGAUGCUGUGCGCGCACAUAUCAUGUGGAAUUUCCCUGCCGAAGAGUUGAAGUCUUCAUACUCAUCUUUCAGAUCGGUAUCAACGCGACCUGCCGAGUCCUUCAACAUUGCAUCACAGUCAUCACCCACCCAGAGCCCCGCUCAUUUGCCCAUGAUCUGCUACAUUGGCAAGACCCAGUUGGCUUCAAUUAGGAAUAACCUUUUCCGUGUCGCACCUGGUCCAGGACGAUCAUGGAAUGAGCCUGUGUUUCGGCUCCAACAGCUCCGAGCACGUAUGCUACUUCCUUCAAAUUCGGAUCACGACGCGCAUUUUGUGGGUGUCUUUUUGGGAAUGGCGCAAAAGCACUUUUACCCUUCCCCACCUCUCACUGGCAGACGCGAUUCGCGCAUGUCCCCUGGGCAAGGCAUCCCGCCAUGCCCUAACUUCCACGACCUCAAGUUGAGGAUUCUUACACAUGAUACGGAUACGUCGGAGUUUAUUGUUUACACUGGCUACAUAACAAAGGAGUUUCUGGAGAAGUUCCACGACCCUUUCAAGGCUCCUAUGAACGAUGAUGAUGCCGCUGUUUCUGGCCUCAAGAUCGAAUACACCAGGGUUCCAAUCUGGCCGAUUCUAGGUUUGCGGGAGCGACUCGGCAAGGCUUUGGGCCAAGAGGUUGUCGGCGCUUUCAACCCAAAUGAGAUAGAGACUUGGGAGAAAGACCCCGAGAGGCCCAGUGGCGAAAAGCGCAAGCGAGAAGUCUUCUCUGAAGUUGUCAGCGGCAGCUUUGGAAAAGAAGGUCAGGAAGAACCGGCGGUCGCUUCAAAGAAGCGAUGUUUGAAAGAAGGCACCCGGGUGGGUGUGGUGAUGUGA
Molecule: messenger RNA, 1332 nt
Organism: Fusarium coffeatum
Lineage: Eukaryota; Fungi; Ascomycota; Sordariomycetes; Hypocreales; Nectriaceae
Exons: 1
Coding region: 1-1332 (443 amino acids)
Source: RefSeq, a predicted model, not a curated record